Messenger RNA from Enterobius vermicularis (human pinworm), 864 nucleotides. The record is from the annotation of a GenBank genome assembly. NCBI's taxonomy places the organism in Eukaryota, Metazoa, Nematoda, Chromadorea, Rhabditida, Oxyuridae.
AUGUUCGUUUGUAAUCAAAAAACAGGUCUUUACUGGUUUAAUUCUCAGUGCACUUUUUGUGACGAUGAGUAUAACCUCAUUGGAUUGUUGUUUGGCUUAGCUAUUUAUAACAAUGUAUUAGUAGAUGUCAGAUUUCCAACGUUACUUUACACUAAACUGCUUGCGCGUCCAGCGGUCUUUGAAGAACUUGGUCAAUUAGAUAUGAGUUUAUACAGGUCACUGGUUGACCUACUGGAAUGUGAAGAUGAUGUAGAAAGCAUAUUUUGUUACACGUUUCAAGUAUCUUAUAAAGACGCUUAUGGAAACACGCAUACUGAAGUUCUUAUUCCAAAUGGCGAAAACAUACCAGUUACAAAUGCAAACAAAAAAGAAUUUGUCUUUCUAUAUGCGGACUUCCUUUUAAAUCAAGUGAUAAAGCGACAGUUUGAAGCGUUUAAAGCGGGUUUUUUUUUGGUUGCUAAUUGCAGUCUUCUUCGACGUAUUUGUCUUCCACAUGAAGUUGAAGAAAUGGUGUGCGGCGUUUUGGAUCUCAAUUUUGAUCUUUUGUCGAAGGCUGCCCGCUACCAAAAUGGGUAUAACGCCAAAAGUGCAACAAUAGAAGAUUUUUGGACCGUUGCUAAAGCAAUGUCGGUUGAAGAGAAGAAAAUGCUUCUUCAGUUCAUAACGGGUUCUGACAGGGUGCCAGUUGGGGGUUUGCUAAAACUUGAAGUAAUUAUUGCACGUAAUGGCGAUGACAAGCUAAGGUUACCUACUGCACAUACCUGUUACAAUAUUUUGCUAUUGCCAGAUUACGGUGACUUAAAUGUGAUGAGGGAGCGCUUAAUGAAAGCCAUCAGUUACAGUCGCGGUUUUGGUCUGCAAUAA